This is a messenger RNA of Octopus bimaculoides (California two-spot octopus), 1650 nucleotides long. RefSeq names its product tumor necrosis factor alpha-induced protein 8. Gene Ontology annotation, biological process: regulation of apoptotic process. Lineage: Eukaryota; Metazoa; Mollusca; Cephalopoda; Octopoda; Octopodidae. The record is from RefSeq and is a predicted model, not a curated record. Gene Ontology annotation, cellular component: cytoplasm.
GACAGAGAGGGAGAGAGAGAGAGUGGGGAGACAGAGAGCGAGGGAGGGCGGUAGGCUGCCGACUAGAAAAAAACAAAUUUACUAUAAUUUUCAUGGUUGAGGUUCAUAUGCAUGUAGUACUGAGUGUCAUUGGAAUUGCGAAAUGCAUGUGAAAGAGAAUGAUAAAUAGAUAAACAUUCAUUUUUUUUCAGCUUACUCAAAGAGAAAGACAGAAAAGAAAACAUUUUUGUUAAUCCUGACGAGAGAACGAAGUUUACCACGAUAGUACUGAGGAGCGACUGACCUAUCAACGAUCAGAUAAACGAAAAAAAAAAAAAGGAGAAGAAAGAAAAAAAGAUAAAAAGUUGAACAGGCAGAUUUCGAAAACCAAAAGUGAAAAGAAAUAACUCGAUCAUAUGAGAUUAAAUGUAUAAACAAGAAGAGAACGUCGGGAUAGAGUAGUAAAAAUAACGAAAAGACAGAAAAAAAUAUAAAAAGGAAAGAGAAAAAGACAACUGCAGUGAUAUACACCCCUAUAUCAAACCACUGAAUAGACUCGCCCACAUUGUGAGUGUUUCUAAACUUCGAGGAAAAACUUUUUCGGUGCUUUUACUUGCUUACUUAGCUGACUGGAAUGUUUUACUGGUUAAGGAGUGGGAAAUAAUCCUAGAUCACCUCGACUCGAUCGCGAAGACGGUUUACAACAGAUACAUCGAUAAUAUUUAUAACUGCUAAGGUUUCUUUACGACCGGUACCAUGCAGAAGCACUGCUCACCACAGCAGGUUUGCAGAGUUGAAUGUGGCUAGCUAUGAAUUUGUUGUUGUGAAAACUGGAGGCAUGGUUAUUUUUCCUCUUUUCCUUCAAGAUGUUUUCUGAAAAAUUUACCUUUUGAAUUUUGUCUAUCUUCUGAUAUCAUAUUUUAAACUGUCCAAGAAUUGAAAUUCAUACAGCUACACUCCAGUGAAUGAACUAAAUGGCGACCGAUGCAGGAGCAGGUUUUGAUUCCAGGGGGCUUGGACUUCGAGUCCAGAAAAAGCUAUUGGGGAAGAUGUCAAAUAAGAAAAUUGCCAAAAUAUUUGUUGAUGAAACAUUGGCUCAAGUGCUUGACAACAUGUGUCGAAUCCUGAAAGACUAUUCUUCAAAUAAGAAAGAAGUAGAAAAAAUCCUUAAGUACAUUAUCAAGACAAUAGUAAAGAUUGGGAUUCUAUUCCGAAAUGAUCAAUUUAACCAAGCAGAACUGACCAAAAUUGAAGUCUUCAAGCAAAAGUUUAAUAACCUUGCAAUGACUAUCAUCAGCUUUUGUGAAGUGGAUUUCACCUAUGACAGAAUUUUCUUGCAAAAAAACUUAGAGGAAUGCCGUAGCCUUAUCCAGGAGAUUGUUAACAGACAUCUGACAGACAAAUCUAAGACUCGAAUUGACACAGUGUUCAGAUAUUUCUCAGAUACAGAUCUUUUGGAUGAACUAUUCAGCAGUUCUAGCAAAUACAAAGAUCAAUUAAACCUCAUAGUAGCAGAUAUGCACAAAAUGAUUGAUGAGGGAAAUUUAUAGCUGUUAAACUACAGUCUUCUUUUUUAUAUAUAUAUAUAUAUAUAUAUAUAUAUAUUGUUUAUUUUUACAUUUUGCCCCUUAUUUUUUCUUUUGUUCAAAUAAAUUGUAUUUUUAAUUCUAA